Coffea eugenioides is the source of this 2174-nucleotide messenger RNA. Its product is annotated as putative E3 ubiquitin-protein ligase XBAT35. Lineage: Eukaryota; Viridiplantae; Streptophyta; Magnoliopsida; Gentianales; Rubiaceae. The record is from RefSeq and is a predicted model, not a curated record. Gene Ontology annotation, molecular function: protein binding. Bases 196 to 1671 code for a protein of 491 amino acids. The transcript has 11 exons.
ACCUUCCGCUGUCUCCUUCUUCCCUCUCAAUUUUUUUCAUUUAUCCAUUUAUUUUCUCAAAAGAUCCCCAGAUUUCCUCUGGAAAUUUGUGGGAUUCUAAUUUUCUCUCAUUUUCUAAUCUUUCCUUAAAUUCUAAAAAGAAAAAAAAAAGAAAAGAAAGCUCAAAAGCAAGAAAAAGGAAAAAAAAAAAAUCUAAUGGGGCAACAACAGUCAAAAGAUGAAUUACUGUAUCAGCAAGUGAGUUAUGGAAAUACUGAAGGGAUUAAAGCUCUUCGCAGGGAUGGCGCUGGCCUUGAGUGGCUUGAUAAGGAAGGGAAGACUCCGUUAAUUGCAGCUUGCAUGAACCCGGAGCUUUAUAAUGUUGCAAAGACCUUGGUUGAGUUGGGUGCCAACGUCAAUGCUUAUCGCCCUGGCCGUCAUGCAGGAACUCCUUUACAUCAUGCUGCAAAAAGAGGACUUGAACAAGCUGUCAAAUUACUUCUGUCUCAUGGAGCAAAUGCACUAGUGAUGAAUGAUGACUGUCAAACGCCACUUGAUGUUGCUAGAAGCAAAGGGUUCAGCAAUGUUGUCCGUGCAAUAGAGAGCCAUAUCUGCUUGUUCUCUGGUUCCAUGCGCGAGCUUUAUGGUCCAGGAUUUCUUGAACUACUUGCACCACAGUUACUGUCCAGAAAAGUCUGGGUGGUUGUUCUACCAUGUGGUUCCCGGAGUCUUAAGAAGCCUUUCAAGUUGGAGCUUGCCAUAUAUUCAAAUGCACAGGAUGCUCAACCUCGGACAAUUGUUGCUUUGUGGAAAGCCAAUAUGGAGGAACCUAACUUUAGCCAGUCUGAUCCAACGGUCAUCAUAACUGGCAAUGGCACUAUCCCAAGACGCUGGAGGAGGCGGCGAGGUAUUACAUACUCCCAAGUGGCUAGGAGGACACGCGUCAAACUUGCAGCUGCUAAUGAAAGAGACAAGCAACAGUUGCAGUGGUUUUGCAAUGCAUGCAAAGGAAUUCCGCAGGUUGUUCAUCCAGCAUUUCCUUUCAAUACUCAAGUUAAUGUUGCUCCAGCAACUGCCCCUCCGGAAGAUGUGGAAUUAGCUAUGGCAAUUGAUGCCUCCCUACAGUCUGCUAUGCGUCCACAUCUGGGUCCUCACCUGGUAUCUGGAGCAGAUGCAUCCACAAGUAGGACUAAUUCUGAAUGCAUCACGGCUAAUUGCGGAAGCUCCAUUUCUGGGACAGCUCCACUGCCGAAGGGAGAAAAGCUUGGAUAUAAAGACCAGGAAACCAGUGCUAGUGGAGUUGUGAUUCAUCACAGCCAGAUACAGAGUGACUCCUUAGGUGUCCAAUCAACAGUACAGAACUCUGUGCAAGCCUCCUUUCCAUCAGCUCCACCUGUUGCAGAUUCAGCUGUAGAUGAUGGCCCAAUUCACUACCCGUCAAUUGACGCUAGUCCUCUUGAUUUCUCUUCACCUCCUGUGGAGAGGGUAGAUGCUAAACCAGAGGAAAGAAAAGAUACAGGUGCUUCUUCCUCUUGUGUGAUAUGCUUGGAUGCGCCUAUUGAAGGAGCAUGUAUACCUUGUGGUCAUAUGGCUGGCUGCAUGUCUUGUCUAAGUGAAAUUAAAGCAAAAAAAUGGGGUUGCCCUGUUUGUCGUGCGAAGAUAGAUCAAGUUGUACGCCUAUAUGCUGUUUAACUGUUCAAGUGGGAUAUGUUCAUGCUGUAAAUGAUGGAAAGUAUGAGAUUGUAUGAGAGAGACGGUCAACUACUUUGAUGGAUCCUUGCCGUUAAAUUCCUGCUUCCUGUUACAGGAGAAGCAAAAUAAGAGACAAGUUAUGGUAUUAGAACUUCCAACGUUCUGAUACAUCUUUAUGUAAUAUAUUGGACUUAAAGCAGAUUUUGCGUUUUGUAUCUUACAUUGGUUGAUGUGGCAAAAGUCGGUGUAAAUGUGUCUGUGUAGGAAGAGUUAAUAUGAAAUACAAAUGUACUGUUGAUGUCCUUUUCUUCUAAUGUAAAGGUUCAGAACCAAAGUGGUUAUAUGUUACCCGAAGCUAAGUUUUUAUAUGUGCUUGAAGGCUGAUGUGGCUUCCCAACUUGGCUUUGGCCCAUCAUCUCAGAAAAGUAUGUAUUAUAUUGUAAACAUGAUUGGUUAGUAUGGAACUUGGAAAAAUUAGAGCCAAGCUUUUGGUUCUUGUUGUA